AUGGUAGUUGCUGGAGAUUCUAUAUUGAAGCAUGUAGAAGGAUUGAGUCUCUCGAACAUGAGUAACCAUGUGGUAGUCGAGAGUUUCUCAGGAGCUACAACUUCUGAUAUGGAAGACUAUUUAAGACCAGUACUCCAAAAGGAACCGAACAAAAUAAUUUUACAUAUAG
Paramuricea clavata is the source of this 169-nucleotide messenger RNA. The record is from the annotation of a GenBank genome assembly. Lineage: Eukaryota; Metazoa; Cnidaria; Anthozoa; Malacalcyonacea; Plexauridae.